Messenger RNA from Phalaenopsis equestris, 2010 nucleotides. Its product is annotated as kinesin-like protein KIN-5C. Lineage: Eukaryota; Viridiplantae; Streptophyta; Magnoliopsida; Asparagales; Orchidaceae. The record is from RefSeq and is a predicted model, not a curated record. Gene Ontology annotation, molecular function: ATP binding; plus-end-directed microtubule motor activity; microtubule binding. Gene Ontology annotation, biological process: microtubule-based movement.
UCAUUGUUUUCAAUCACCAUUCAUAUUAAAGAGGCAACUCCAGAGGGUGAAGAGCUUAUUAAAUGUGGGAAGUUAAAUCUUGUGGACCUUGCUGGCUCUGAAAAUAUUUCUCGAUCGGGCGCUAGGGAUAAUGCUUUGGCCCAUCAAGCCUGUGUUUUGAGGGCUGACUUAGAGAAAUCUAUACAGGACAAUGCCUUACUAUUUUCUAAAAUAGCUAGAAAAGACCAACUAAAUUCUGCAAAUAGGUCAUUGGUUGACAAAUUUCAAGCUGAUUUGGCAAAGAGAAUCAGUACUAUUUGUAGCCUUCUUGUUUCAUCCAUUAAAAGACAGAAUAAACACCUACAGUCAGUUGAGAAUCUUAGCAAGUCAUGUCUAGAUUUUCAUGAUAAGGCUCUAAUUGAGUUGGAAAAGAAGGUUUCUGCAUCAAGGUUGAUGUACGCGUCUCACACAGAAGGAAUACAGAAUACAAUUCGCUUGCACAAAGCAACAAAUAAUGCAAGCUUGGAGGAGUUGUCAAAUAUGGCUUCUGAAAAUAGCUGUUCUCUUGAUCGCCUACUUGCUCUUGGUGGAGCCGAUGCAAACUUGAUUUUCACUGAUCUACAAGGCACUUUGUCUAAUCUCAGAGGAGAACUUGCACAGUUUACAAGGGAGCUUCGAUGUUUACUUUGCAUAUUAAAAACUGGAGAUGGACAUGUAAUUUUGUACAUAAAACUGUUUAUCUGUCCUUCCAGCUUUGUUUUUGAAGUUCUCGAUGAACUAAGAGAAAAAUCUAAUAAGCUUCAAUGCCAUUCAAUUCGGGUUCAUGAUGUUCCCCAGAGCAUCACUGAAUUCCAGAAGGCCUAUGAGGAGCAGAUAAGAUCCGAUGCAGAGAAGCUUAUAACUCAAGUCACAACCUUAAUUUCCACUCAAAUGAGUCGACAGAAAGCACUGUUUGAUGCGAAGCUCAAUGGUCUGAGAGAUGCUGCUUUGGAAAACAAAACUUUUCUCGACAAGCACACAUCGUCGAUGGCCGUCGUAACGAGCGACGCGAAGCGAAAAUGGGAGGAAUUUUACGUGCAGAUGCAGAAUGAUUCGAGGGAUGGGUCCGACUUCUCUAGUGUGAAGCACUGUAGAUUGGAAGCCAUUCUUCAACAAUGUGUUAAUACUGCUGAUACUGCAUCCCAACAAUGGGAGAAGGUCCAUGAAUCUGCCGGCGAAAUGAGCGCCAAGCAUGUUAAAGACAUGGAGGCUCUUGUUAGGAACACUAUGGAGAGCAAUGACCAACAUGAUACUGAAAUUGAUGCCUUGCAUUUGUUAGUGGAUGAAGAUGCUAAGAAGCAUAGCAUGGAAAUCAUUAAUCACUUCGAUGCCAUGUUGGAAUAUGAGAGAGAAUCAGUAGCAGGGGUAAUGGAAGCAGUGGAAGCCCACUCUUCAUGCCUGGAAGAGCUUAGCAAAGAUCAUAAUAGCAUGGCUUCCAGCAUCGACUCCUGCACUAGAACUACUUUUGAGCACGACUCCAUGGAUUAUGAGCCUAGUGGGGAGACUCCAUUGAGGUCCGAACCAGACUUGCCGAGCAAAGGGACGAUCAAAUCGCUUCGAACAAUGCCGAUGGACGCUCUCCUGGAGGAACUCAAGGAGAAUAACCCAUAUGAAUCCACAAAGGAGCCCAAACCUUCUCUCAUACCCCGCUCUCCCCUCAUCUAGUUGAACUAGGGAAGGUAUUCAUGUUCGCCUUUUCAUGCAUAUAUAAUGGUGUUUUUUGUUAUAUUUUUUUAUGAUGAAUUCUGAAUUUUGGGAGUUUACUCAUCUCCCUUAAUUACACAGCGAUGUGGAAUGUUGAUUAGUUGAGUUUGAGCAUGAUUUGUUGUGAGCUGGUGGUGUAAGUUUGUCAUAAAUGAUUUUUUAGGGUUUAGGGUUUACCUAUACAUCUUGUAAGCGUAUAUAUAUUGAUAGUUGGUGUUAAUAGCUUUGUGGAUGUUUUGAGUAUGAUAUAUAUCUUUGUAGGCAUGUUAUUAAUAACUAAAUUUGAAA